This is a messenger RNA of Cucurbita pepo subsp. pepo (vegetable marrow), 2148 nucleotides long. RefSeq lists its product as uncharacterized. Lineage: Eukaryota; Viridiplantae; Streptophyta; Magnoliopsida; Cucurbitales; Cucurbitaceae. The record is from RefSeq and is a predicted model, not a curated record.
GGGAAUUCUUGUUUUUAUCUCAAUGUCAGGGAGUGGUUGUCUAUUUGUUCCCCUUGAUCCUUAUUUUCAAUUGUUCUUAUCGUCUUUUUCUGGUGUGCUUGUCGUUUUUGUACUACUAAGUAGCAUCCAUCGAACGAGUGUCGCAGAGAAUGUUUGAUACUAUAUUCUGACAUAUUUUUGGUCCUGUGGUCUAAUGUUUGGCCCUCUGUUUCCUCGGCCUUGGUUAUCCAUAAUGUGACGCCUUUUGAAUAUGGCGAAUGGAGAAGUUCAAAUCACCCACCCCACCCAGCUUUUGCCAUAUUAUUACACACCCUGAAAAUUUAGUGUCCAAUACGAUUCGUUCUUCCACCGUGUAGUUGAUCUACAAGUUUGUGUCCUCCCGCCACUAUGAACACAACAUCCAAAUUCUCUGAACGAUCAGUAUAGGAAGUUUCAUAGACAAAAGACAUAAAAACUCAACAUAUUUUUCUAGUAUGGUUAGAAAAAGAUGUCACCAUACUACAUUAGACUUGGUCCAAAUGACGUUCUCCUAAAAUUGAAGGUGCUUUAACAACAUAUAAACGUUUAGUCUCUCCCAAAUUUGCUCUCAAAAUGUACACAAAGAAUGUUCAUGUAUGGAUUUCUAUUAUGCCUCUAUGCUCCACCCAAGUGUGUUAAUCAAGGAAUUUCAAGUAGUGUUCAAACAUAAGAUGCUCUACCAUAGAUGCUAUGGUCGAAACUUCAAUAAUUGAGGCAUGGACAUGUUUUGAGGAUAGGGUACUUGGGACAAGUGUCUCAACACUCUUGGCAGAUUCUUGACGUUGCCUUGAUGAUUUAAAUUGCUAGAAUAUAGCUAGUGUCUGGACACUAGUUGUAGAUAUCGUAUAAGCAUUCUGACUUGUUUGGAGCCUUUUGGAGUAUGUCAAUGUUUAGUAGCUUUUUAGCUUGGUUUUGUAUUCUACAUGGUUGGAUGUGAAAUAUGGUAAUAGAAGACAAAAAGAUCCCAACUAGACAAACAGAAAAAAAUAUAUAUAUCAAACAUUGAAAAGAAGUACCUAAGAAAUAACCUAUGUUGGACUAAAAUAAUAAUUUAACCAAAAACAGAACAACAAAGAACUUAGGGACGGCAUUACAUUGAAAUUUAUGAAGGAAAAAAAACUCCGGACCUCUAUGCUGUUAUGUGGACGAAAACGUGCGGUAGCUAUAAAUUAGAAUGAGGGCGGAAUAUGAGGCGAACAGUUGGUGUGUGAAAACCAGAAGUCCUAAAAUGUGUGCAUGGAGGUAACGUGUCCGGCCAAGGCGCAUCAGGAGUUGGUAUUCCCUGUUGUACGUCCUCCACAUGGCCUUCUAUAAACUUGGUCAACGACUAACCCUUUUAAACACGAGUUCAAUCCGAUCCCCAUCUGCUCACGAUCCAAAGAAAUGGCUUUCAGACCCUCUCUCACCUCUGCGUGGAAAUCAAUGCUUAGGACCCAAGGGAAACGUCGGUUAGCGUCGUCCAGCACCGCUUCCACCAUUGAAAAUGCUGCUACGUCUUCUAAGGGCAGUCCGAGUAGGAGCGAGUACAUGAAGGGUGAGUACGCCCCAGUCUACAUUGUGUUGGGUUUCGUAGGGAUUGUUUUGAUGAUGGGAACCCACACGGCGAAGCAGCAGCUACUGCAUUCGCCGGUGGUCAAUGUGAGCAAGAAGAAGAGGGAGAGCAUCCCGGAGGUGGAGGAGCCCGACACCGUCAUCAAUUCCGCCGACAAGUUUAUCAACAAAUCCAUUCUUAGGAAGGUGGCCCACAUCCAGGACAACACCAAGACUGUGUAGCGCCCUAAUGCUGACACUCCCAAAACUGCUGGAGUGGGUGGAUCCUGCCCGGCGUUGAACAACCCCUUGUGUGUAAGCAUUUGAAUGUCUUCAUUUCUUUACUUCUGAUUCCCACCACUGUGUGUGUGUGUGUAUAUAAUGUGCCCUUCUGGUUCUGGAUCUAUUCCCUUUGUGGUGUUGGAUGGAGCAGACUAGGUCUAGGCAUGAGGCCCUCGGUUCUGUUUUUUUUUUUUUCAUGUAAAAUAAAACCAAUUGGACUUCCCCAAAUUGGGACCUUGGAAUUGUUUUCAUCUUCUUCAUCUUCGAUUCUCUCUUCUUCUUCCAUUCAUUUUAUCAUUGGAGUGAAUCUGAUUUUAA